UGUGACGAGUGACGUGGCGUAGAGGAAGCUUCCCUACAUCUCGCGAUAUCUGAACGCGCAACGAGAUCUCUCUCUUUUUCCCCAAGAUCUUAACAAGAUGGCGGACGUUGAGCAGAAGAAGAAGAGGACCUUCAGGAAGUUCACAUACAGAGGAGUGGAUCUGGACCAGUUGCUGGAUAUGUCCUAUGAACAGAUCAUGCAGCUGUAUUGUGCCCGUCAGCGCCGGCGUUUGAACAGAGGUUUGCGCCGUAAGCAGAACUCCCUUCUGAAGCGUCUGCGAAAGGCCAAGAAGGAAGCCCCUCCCAUGGAGAAACCAGAAGUCAUCAAGACUCACUUGAGAGAUAUGAUUAUCUUGCCAGAAAUGGUUGGCAGCAUGGUGGGAGUGUACAAUGGCAAAUCCUUUAACCAAGUUGAAAUCAAGCCUGAGAUGAUUGGCCAUUACUUGGGCGAGUUUUCUAUCACUUACAAGCCUGUGAAACACGGCAGGCCCGGUAUUGGUGCCACCCACUCCUCUCGGUUCAUUCCACUGAAGUAAACUGCUGUCUAUGUAAAUAAAGGCUUUCCAGUCACUACUGUCGGAGUUUAA
Molecule: messenger RNA, 586 nt
Organism: Pseudophryne corroboree (corroboree frog)
Lineage: Eukaryota; Metazoa; Chordata; Amphibia; Anura; Myobatrachidae
Gene: RPS15
Product: ribosomal protein S15
Exons: 4
Coding region: 98-535 (145 amino acids)
Biological process (GO): translation; ribosomal small subunit assembly
Cellular component (GO): cytosolic small ribosomal subunit; ribosome
Molecular function (GO): RNA binding; structural constituent of ribosome
Source: RefSeq, a predicted model, not a curated record